Molecule: messenger RNA, 2148 nt
Organism: Nerophis lumbriciformis (worm pipefish)
Lineage: Eukaryota; Metazoa; Chordata; Actinopteri; Syngnathiformes; Syngnathidae
Source: RefSeq, a predicted model, not a curated record
AUGCAAGCAGGGGCCAAGCGCUACGUGGUGGCGCGCGCUCUCUACUCUGAGGAGUCUUUCUCCGACGAGCACAAGAAGGUUUACAGGCACCGCAAGACCACCUUGGAUCACGUCAGGCAGUAUUUCACGUGUGAUGCCAAACGUGCCAAAAAUGCUAUUUUAUCCCUCCUGCCAAUCAUUGGCUGGUUUAAAAUCUACCGAGUCAAAGAGUGGUUGCUGAGCGAUAUUGUGUCAGGCGUCAGUACUGGACUUGUCGCAGUCCUGCAAGGGUUGGCAUACUGUCUCCUGGCUUCUCUUCCACCCUGGUAUGGCCUCUUCUCUGCUUUCUUCCCCGUUGUCAUCUACUUUUUCUUGGGAACCUCGAGACACAUCUCAGUGGGUCCAUUCCCAGUUUUGUGUCUGAUGAUCGGUUCGGUGGUCACCAGGCUCGUCCCGGAUGAAGGCCCGGCCGCGAACGUCACGGGUUUUGAAGGACUCACCAAGGAUGAGCAGCGAGUUUUGGUGGCGUCGUCAGUGACAUUCCUUGUGGGAAUCAUGCAGCUGGCGAUGGGCAUCCUUCAGGUGGGCUUCGUGGUCAUGUACCUGUCAGACACGCUGGUGUCCGGCUUCACCACUGCAGCCGCCAUUCACAUUUUGGUGUCCCAGUUGAAAUUUGUGCUGGGCCUGCAAGUCCCGGGAAUAAGCGGGCCACUUUCCAUUAUAUACACUCUAGAGGCCAUCUUUAACAAGAUCCAUUCCACCAACGUUUGCGACGUGGUCAUCUCCUUGGUCAUUAUGGUGGUGGUGUUUGUUGUCAAGGAGGUCAAUGACCGAUUUAAAGCCAAGUUGCCUGUUCCCAUCCCUAUAGAGGUUAUCAUGACUGUCAUUGCAUGCGGCGUUUCUUACGCCUUCGACUUCAGGACAAAAUAUGGCAUUGGUGUUGUCGGUCAUAUUCCAAAGGGGUAUGAGCCUCCCAUUGCACCGAAUCUACACAUCUUUCGAGACACAGCCAUGGAAGCAUUUCCAAUGGCCAUCGUGGGUUUUGCUGUGGCCUUCUCGGUGGCCAAAGUCUAUUCAGUCAAACAUGACUACACCAUAGAUGGAAAUCAGGAGCUGAUCGCUUUUGGCGCCAGCAACAUUGUGGGCGCGUCUUUUAAGUCAUUCGCCGCCAGUACGGCUCUGUCCAGAAGUGCAGUGCAGGAAAGUACUGGAGGCAAAACUCAGAUUGCCGGUUUGCUCUCAGCAGUCAUCGUGAUGAUCGUCACCCUAGCCAUCGGGUUCCUCCUGGAUCCCCUUCCGAAGUCCGUACUGGGCGCCGUGGUCAUUGUCAACCUGAAAGGAAUGCUCAUGCAGUUCCGAGAAGUGCCUUACCUGUGGAGGCGGGACAAGCCAGACUGUGCGGUGUGGUUAGGCACCUGCGUUGCCGCUAUUUUACUAGGUUUGGAUCUGGGUCUGGCGGCGGGUCUGGGCGUGGAGCUGCUCAGUGUGGUCCUCAGAGCGCAGUUCCCUCGUUGCAGCGUGCUGGCCAACAUUCACGGCACCGACAUCUAUAAGGACAGGAAGGACUAUGUUGACAUAUACGAGCCAGAAGGGGUGAAGAUCUUCCGUAUCCCUUCGCCAAUCUUCUUUGCUAACAUAGAGUUCUUUAGGAGCAAGCUCAUAGAAGCUGUCGGGUUUAAUCCCUUGAGGAUCCUCAGGAAGCGAAAUAAAGCACUACGAUUGCUCCGGAAACUUCUAAAGAAAGGUUAUCUCCAAUGGACCUCGUGCGGCCCCUUCAAGGAGUCUGUGGAGCUUGAAAGCAACGCAGAGGAGCUAGACAUGCCCACCGACUUCAAGGAUUUGCCCGCACGUGUGGACUGGAACGCUGAGCUGCCCGCCAACAUUGCCGUCCCACGAGUGGACCUUCACAGUUUGGUGCUGGACUUUGCUGCCGUCUCCUUUCUGGACGUCUCUGCUCUCAAGGGUCUCAAAGUGGCUCUUAAAGAGUUCAUCCGCAUUGAAGUGGACGUCUACAUUGUCGCCUGUGAUCCAUACAUCUUGGAAAAAUUGCACCAGUGCAGCUUCUUUGAUGACGAGGUCAAACCGUCCAUCUUCUUCCUGACGCUGCAUGACGCCGUACUGCACAUCUUGGACAAACACCCUGAGAGCUUACAAAAAAAUAUUUCGUAA